Knipowitschia caucasica is the source of this 1194-nucleotide messenger RNA. The record is from the annotation of a GenBank genome assembly. NCBI's taxonomy places the organism in Eukaryota, Metazoa, Chordata, Actinopteri, Gobiiformes, Gobiidae.
AUGGACCAGCGGGACUCCACACGCUCCAUGCCCCCGGGCUCAGACGCACUAGUGGCCGAAGAGGAGAAGGCGCAGGGCGGACGGACUGACGAUGCAUAUGGCGUCAGAGGAGCGACCCUUGGAGCCACUGCAGACCGUGGAGGAUCUGGGAAGUCUGCGAGCGAAGCUUCAAACUCCAUCCCGAGCGGCAGUUCCCAGCAGCGGAAAAGGCUCUCCUCUGUCUGUGACUCGUGCAAAGUAAAAAUGCAGCUGGUGGCCGACCUGCUGUUGCUGUCCAGCGAGACUCGGCCCGUCAUGGCAUCCGACGGGGUCCCGCUCGCCGACACGUUCGACCAGUGCCGAGACACUGUCAUCGCCAGGACUAAAGAGCUGUCCAUUCUCACGCACGACAUUCAAAGCCAGUUAAAUAUGGGACGGUUCACAGAAGUGGGGGAUCGGCUGCUGGAGAUGGCAGAUCUGGUGGUGUCGUUGACCGAGUGUUCUGCCCACGCCGCGUACCUGGGCGCUCUGGAGACAGCGGGUUGCACGCCGUGCUUGCCAGGGCUUGUGGACCGCUACAAAGUGACGCGCUGUCGGCACGAGGUGGAACAGAGCUGCAACGUACUGCGCAUCACGCCGCUGCUGGACCUCACGCCUCAACUCCUGCUGGAGCUUUCCCAGAACAUCUCCACCAACCUCAGAACGCUGACCGACAUCUCGUCCCUGGCCAGCGACCGGUGCCGCGACCGCUUCCCCAAGGAGCAGUUCAAAAUGGCGGUGAAAAGCAUGUGCACCAGCGGCACGGCGUUCCUGGCAUGUGUGAAGGAGGUAAAGACGCAGCCGAGCGAGCUGACCCGGAGCCGCUGUGUGCUCUUCAGUGCGGCGCUGGUGCAGGCCGUCAGCGCUCUUGUUGGCUUCGCCACAGAGCCGCAGUUUGUGGGUCGUCCCGCCGGCGUCUCGUCGGAGGGGAAAGGCGUGCAGACCGCUGUGCUGGGCGGGGCCAUGAGCGUGGUGUCGGCGUGCGUGCUGCUGACACAGGGGCUCAGGGACGUGGCACAGCGUCCGGACAGUAGUUCCAAGAUGGCCGACUACAGGGAACGGCUGCGGAACUCUGCAUGCGCCGUGUCGGAUGGCUGCACGCUGCUCACUCAGGCACUGAGGGAGCGCUCCUCGCCACGCACGCUGCCUCCCGUCAACGUGCACGCCGUCAAUUAG